AUGGUUCUUGGCAAAGGGAUUGGACCGUCGGCAAGCAAGGCCGAUUUCCAUGGUGGUGGAGCCACUAACCCACUUGCUUCCGCUCCGGGAACAAUCCGAGGAGACUACUGCAUUCAGACGGGUCGUAAUAUCUGUCACGGAUCAGAUUCCAUCGAAUCUGCUCAGAGAGAAAUCGCUCACUGGUUCAAACCUGAGGAGAUCAACGACUACGAUAGUCGUCACAUCAACUCCGGAGAUUAG
Messenger RNA from Ostertagia ostertagi, 240 nucleotides. Lineage: Eukaryota; Metazoa; Nematoda; Chromadorea; Rhabditida; Trichostrongylidae. The record is from the annotation of a GenBank genome assembly.